This is a messenger RNA of Theobroma umbraticum, 988 nucleotides long. RefSeq names its product coiled-coil 90B-like protein (DUF1640). Gene Ontology annotation, cellular component: mitochondrion. Lineage: Eukaryota; Viridiplantae; Streptophyta; Magnoliopsida; Malvales; Malvaceae. The record is from RefSeq and is a predicted model, not a curated record.
AUGAGCGCGUGUAAGCGCGUGGUUCAGUUAGGGUUUCAUGCGUAUUCCGCUUCCCUAAUUAACAGGUUUACAUAUCGGCAGAUUUCUCAACUCGUUAAGUCCAACGGAAAACGGGCCUUUCUCGUCGAUACAUUGGCUCUGGUUCGAGGUUUGGAAGCACAAGGUGUGCCAUCAAAACAAGCGGAGGCAAUAACAGCAGCAAUAACCGAAGUGUUAAAUGACAGCUUGGAGAAUGUGUCCCAUUCUUUUGUUUCAAAAGCAGAAAUGCAGAAGACUGAGAUGCUUCAGGAAGCCAAUUUAUCCAAGUUUAAGUCUGAAGUAAAAAGUUCUCAGGAGCAUCAUUUUUCUAUGCUGCAACGUGAAACUGAAAAGCUUCGAGGUGACAUAGAAAAAAUGCGAAGUGAACUAAGGUAUGAAAUUGACAAAGUCACUGCUGGCCAGCGCCUGGAUUUAAAUCUUGAAAGAGGGCGAAUACGUGAUGAACUAGCCAAUCAGAAUGCGGAAACUAACAACCUGACAAACAAGCUAGAUAGGGAAAUUCAUGCUUUAAGAGCCCAGUUGGAAGCUGCAAAGUAUGAUGUGAUUAAGUACUGCAUAGGUACCCUUGUUUCCAUAUCUGCAGUUGGGCUAGCUGUAGUCCGCAUCCUGAUGUAGCAGUACAUUUGUUUUUAGUAAUGCCACUUAUUUAAAACUCAAGUUUCAUUCUUUCUCUGGCAACUGGAUUUCUGGGGAAUCACUUUGUCGACGGAUCCCAGUUGAUCUGGAACAAUUGUUAGUGCUUCUUUUAGGAUUAAGCACUACUUAUUCUGUUCAACUCUGUUUACUUGGUAUGAUUUAAUGCCAUUCUAGGAAGGUAAAGGAGAUAUUGUAGCAUGAUCCAUUCUUUUUAGAUCAUGUAAACGAUUUCUUUGCAUCCUUCUUUCAUGUAUGAUCUAAGCAACAAUUAUUGGUCCGGCAAUGGUGCGAAUUUCUCUCUCAGUACUUUAAA